AUGUCUGCGUAUACAGUAUCAUCGACCAAAUCAUACAUGCAAGCCAUGCAACCCAUGGUUGAUGCGCUACAGGAGCUCAUGAAGUCGCAACAGCAACAACAACAACAACAACAAGCACUACCAAAGGUACCGACUAUCGACAACGAACAUGCAAAGUAUACCCCCGUGGAUACUAUAUUAUCACGGUUUGAAGGUGUAUCCACCAAAUCAUUUAAGCGUAUGCUUGAGGGGUCUCUGUCCAAUGACAUCCAGAUCUUGAAACUGAUUCAAGAUGAGUGUGCAAAGAUCAGUUUAAACAAAGGGCAAGACGAGCAGGAAACAUUUACUCUUAUUCAGUCUUUGGUUACUGACACAACUAGUGAUGAACAACUUCAGUCAUCCCUUUUUGACAUAUUAGGAUUUGACGAGUUCAAUUUGAUCUCAAAAAUCAUCCAAAAUAAGCAAGUGUUUGCAGAAGCAAAGAAACGAGGCUUGCUUUCUGCUCAAGAUAGAGCACAAUUAUUGAUUGAAAAUCAAAAGAGAAACGCCAACCAGCAAAUACUACCGAAAUCGGAGUACCAGAAAUACCCUCAUGUCUACAAAAAUCAGGAUACAGUGAAUAUAGCUGCCAUCACUGGAGGAAAAUUCGUUCUACCUAAAGGCACAACCAGAAAUUCGUACCCGCUAAACGAGGAACUAAUUAUACCCUACCCGGAGGAGCUGCCGAACAAAUGGAUCUCCAAGAAACAGCUUGUGAAAGUUAGGGAUUUAGACUUUUUGUGUCAAGGGACUUUCAAGAACUACGAUACCUUGAACAAAGUGCAAAGUUUAGUGUAUCCAGUUGCGUACAAUAGCAACGAAAAUAUGCUUGUUUGUGCUCCAACAGGUGCUGGUAAAACAGAUGUGGCAUUGUUGACAAUUUUACACACAAUCGGACAAUUUGUUACGGAGACUGUCGGUGGCGACAAUGAAGUUACUAUCGAUAUCGAUUAUGAUGAAUUCAAGAUUGUGUACGUUGCCCCUUUGAAAGCAUUGGCGGCGGAAAUUGUGGAAAAGUACUCGAAGAAGCUUCAGUGGCUAGGUAUCAAGGUACGUGAAUUGACAGGUGAUAUGCAAUUGAGCAGACAAGAAAUAAUUGGUACUCAAAUUAUUGUCACCACACCUGAAAAAUGGGAUGUCGUUACCAGGAAACUGACAGGUGAUAGUGAAUUGGUGUCAAAAGUGAAACUACUCAUCAUUGAUGAGGUUCAUUUAUUGCAUGAAGAUCGUGGUUCAGUUAUUGAAACAUUGGUUGCUCGUACUUUAAGACAAGUUGAAAGUACUCAGCUGAUGAUUCGAGUUGUCGGGUUGUCCGCUACUUUACCAAAUUAUAUGGACGUUGCUGACUUUCUUGGUGUGAACAGAAAUGUGGGUAUGUUCUACUUUGAUCAGUCAUUUAGACCCAUCCCAUUACAACAACAAGUUUUGGGAGUGCGUGGCAAGUCUGGAUCCAAAACCGCCAGGGAAAACCUUGACAAAGUAUCGUAUGAAAAAUUAUCGGAAUACGUCAGUCAAGGACUCCAAGUCAUGGUGUUUGUUCAUUCCCGAAAAGAAACUGUUAACACUGCAAGGACCUUUAUUCUGAUGGCACAGGAUCACAAUGAAUUGGGCUUAUUCGACUGCACCGAGAGUGAGUACUACGAAAAGUACAAAAGAGAGGCAUCACAGAAGAAUAGAAGCAAGGAAUUGAGAGAGUUAUUUCCGCACGGGUUUGGAACUCAUAAUGCAGGUAUGCUUCGAAGCGAUCGAAAUUUGACCGAGAAAAUGUUUGAAAGUGGUGCCAUCAAGGUCUUGUGCUGUACUUCGACAUUGGCUUGGGGUGUAAACUUGCCAGCAGCUGUUGUAAUUAUCAAGGGAACUCAAGUGUAUAAUCCAAAGGAAGGUGGAUUCACGGACUUGGGAAUAUCAGAUGUCAUUCAAAUAUUUGGACGUGCUGGUAGACCGCAAUAUGAAAACUUUGGUACUGGUAUUUUAUGUACCACUAGCGACAAACUCGAUCACUAUGUUUCAUUGUUGACUCAACAACAUCCAAUUGAAUCCAAGUUGAAGGAGAAGUUGAUUGACAAUUUGAAUGCAGAGAUUUCAUUGGGAACUGUGACUAAUGUAGACGAAGGUGUUCAAUGGCUUGGAUACACCUACAUGAUCACCAGAAUGAAAAAAAACCCAUUUGCAUAUGGAAUGGCCUGGCAGGAGAUUCAAGAUGACCCACUUUUGAUAAAUCGAAGAAGAGAGUUGAUUAUAUCUUGCGCCAAAAGACUUCAUGGAUUGCAAAUGAUUGUGUAUGACGACGAAACUGGUUCGUUCAUGCCAAAAGACUUGGGAAGAAUAGCGUCAGAUUUCUAUUUGCUCAGUAACUCUGUGGAAAUCUUCAAUCAAAUGGUUAAUCCGUUGGCAACUGAGGCUGACAUAUUAUCGAUGAUAAGUAUGAGCAGCGAAUUCGACAGUAUCAAAUUCAGAGAAGAAGAAGCAAAAGAGUUGAAGCAGUUGAUGGAAGAUGACUCACCAUGCCAGAUUGGAGCAAACGUUGAUACUCCACAAGGGAAAACAAACAUCUUACUUCAAGCCUUCAUCUCACAAGCAAAUAUAAGAGAAUCAGCAUUGAUCUCUGACUCCAAUUACGUUGCCCAAAACUCGGCAAGAAUAUGCCGUGCUUUGUUCUUGAUUGCCAUGAAUAGACGAUGGAGCAAAUUGAUGAACAUCAUGUUAUCGUUGUGCAAGUCUAUAGACAGACGUGUUUGGUCAUUUGAGCACCCCAUGAUGCAGUUUGAUUUACCUGAACCGGUUUUGAGAAACAUUAGAUCAAAAAACCCGUCCAUGGAGAUGCUUAGAGAUAUGGAACCUGCAGAAUUGGGUGAUAUGGUGCACAAUAAGCUGAUGGGGAAUGUUUUGUACAAACUUGUAGGAAAAUUUCCCUAUAUCGAACUUGAUUCGGAGAUUUUCCCCAUUACAACCAAUGUAAUGAGAAUUCAUAUUGUGCUUCAACCGGAUUUCAAUUGGGAUGAUAGGCUUCAUGGACAAGCUCAAUACUUUUGGCUUAGUGUAGAGGAGUCAGAUACUAGCAACGUCUUGCACGUGGAGAAGUUCAUUUUGCACAAGAGGCAGUUGAACAAUCCUCAUGAGUUGGAUUUCAUGAUUCCUUUAUCCGAUCCACUUCCUACGCAAAUCAUUGUUAGGAUUGUGUCUGAUUCUUGGAUUGGAUCAGAGACAAUACACCCAGUCUCGUUCCAGCACUUGAUAAGACCACAAAAUGAGACGAUGAAGACGGAACUUUUACGUUUGCAGCCCUUGCCGGUUACGGCUUUGAAGAACCCACAAAUCGAAAAAAUAUACUCGUCAAAGUUCAAGUACUUUAACCCCAUGCAGACAAUGGUAUUCCACACCUUGUACAAUACAAACGAAAGUGCAUUUGUCGGAUCUCCUACUGGAUCUGGAAAGACAUUGGUUGCAGAGUUGGCUAUAUGGCAUGCCUUCAACGAAUUCCCUUCGUCCAAAGUGGUGUAUAUUGCCCCAAUGAAAGCCUUGGUUCGAGAAAGAGUUGAUGAUUGGAGACAUAGAAUUUCCAAAAACAGUAGCCACAAAUUGGUUGAGUUGACUGGUGACUCAUUACCCAGUGUAGAUGAGGUUAAAGAAGCCGAUAUCAUUAUAACCACACCGGAAAAAUUUGACGGUAUCUCACGUAAUUGGCAGACUCGGAAAUUCGUACAAAAGGUGUCCCUUGUCAUUAUGGACGAAAUUCAUUUGUUGGCAAGCGAUCGUGGGCCCAUUUUGGAAAUGAUUGUGAGCCGUGUCAACUAUAUCUCCUCACAAACUAAGCAACCAAUAAGACUACUUGGUAUGUCAACUGCUGUUUCCAAUGCUUUCGAUAUGGCUGGGUGGUUGGGUGUUAGAAAUGGGCUUUUCAAUUUCCCACAAUCGGUGCGUCCAGUCCCCUUGCAAAUGUACAUUGAUGGCUUCCCAGACAAUUUGGCAUUUUGCCCAUUGAUGAAAACAAUGAAUAAGCCAGCAUUCUUAGCUAUCAAGCAGCAUUCUCCCGAUAAGCCAGUGUUGAUUUUUGUUGCAUCUCGUCGUCAAACGAGAUUGACCGCGUUGGAUUUGAUACACUUAUGUGGAAUGGAGUCUAAUCCUAGGAGGUUUUUGAACAUGUCAGAUUAUGAAUUAGAGGAUGUUUUGGAAAAAGUCAAGGACGAGACUUUAAAACUUUCGUUGCAAUUUGGAAUGGGGUUACAUCAUGCCGGUUUGGUUGAAUCUGAUCGUCAAAUAUCUCACAAAUUGUUUGAGUCAGGAAAGAUUCAAAUCUUGAUUGCUACGUCGACUUUGGCAUGGGGUGUCAACUUGCCAGCUCAUCUUGUGAUUGUUAAGGGAACGCAGUUUUUUGAUGCCAAAAUCGAGGGUUAUAGAGAUAUGGACUUGACGGAUAUUCUCCAAAUGAUGGGACGUGCAGGAAGACCGGCGUUUGACACAAGUGGUACCGCUAUAGUAUACACCAAGGAGUCCAAGAAGAUCUUUUACAAACAUUUCUUGAAUUUGGGAUUCCCCGUUGAAUCUUCGUUGCAUAAAGUAUUGGAUAACCAUCUUGGUGCCGAGAUCUCGGCGGGUACAAUCAAAACAAGACAAGAAGCGAUGGAUUUUUUGACUUGGACUUUUCUUUACAGGAGAGCUCAUAAUAAUCCAACGUACUAUGGAAUUGAGGACGUUUCCCAGUAUGGUAUUUCCCAGUAUUUGGCAGGUCUUAUUGACAAGAGUAUUGACAGCUUGGUGGAGUCAAAAUGUGUUUAUACUGGUGGAACUGAGGAUUUACAUCCAACCCCAUUCUUGCACAUUUCCUCCUACUAUUAUCUAUCUCAUUUGACCAUGCGCAAUUUUGUCAACAACAUCAAGCCCGACUUGAGUUUUAGAGAUGCUUUGAAGUUGUUGUGUCAAGCUACCGAGUACGAUGAAUUGGCAACAAGACACGGGGAGGAGUUGAUAAAUAUGAAGUUGUCACUAGCUAUGAGAUACCCGGCAGAAGACCUUGAAUGUGAGUUCAUUUGGGAUCCUCACGUGAAGGCAUACUUGUUGUUGCAGGCAUUUAUGAGUAGGGAUGAAUUGCCAAUUGCUGAUUAUAGUCAGGAUACCGUUUCCAUCUUGGACCAAGCGUUGCGUAUAUUGCAAGCUUAUAUCGAUGCAGCUGCCGAAAUGGGGUUCUUGAGUGCGGUUUUGACGUUUGCAGAAUUGAUGCAGUGUAUAAAGCAGAGGUGCUGGUAUGACAACGAUCCAGUUACUACAUUGCCUGGAUUGAAGUUGACAUCAAAGACUACAACAGCAGAAAAGGUAACUCUCAAAGACUUGGGAGUGAUGAAUAAGGGUCAAUUGUUUAAAAUUGCAGAGAAGAUAGGUGUAUGUAAAAACAACACUGAUGCGAGAACACCAGCAAGUACCGAUGAGGAGGCAAAGAGACAAUUCGUGAACAUUGCAUCCCAUUUACCAACUGGAGACUUACAGUUUAAACAGAGUGAACAAGAGGUUGCUCGAGUGACAUUAAUCCACAAUAACUAUCCACUUAGUAACGAAUUCAAGGUUUAUUGUCCCCAUUUCCCCAAACCACAAAGAGAAUCGUGGUUUGUGAUCAUUCACGACAGUAAAGAGUUGCUUUUACUUAAGCGGGCUUCUCCUAGGCUCAAACUGAAGAAGGGAAUCGUGUCUUGUGAAGUUGACAUUCCAAGUGAUUUAUUUGGCAGAAGUGUAACCAUUUCUUGUGUUAAUGAUGCUAUGGAUAUAAAAUACAGUCUAGACACAACCCUUUUAUAA
Lodderomyces theae is the source of this 5805-nucleotide messenger RNA. Its product is annotated as putative RNA helicase. NCBI's taxonomy places the organism in Eukaryota, Fungi, Ascomycota, Pichiomycetes, Serinales, Debaryomycetaceae. The transcript has a single exon. Gene Ontology annotation, molecular function: ATP hydrolysis activity; ATP binding; nucleic acid binding. The record is from RefSeq and is a predicted model, not a curated record. Bases 1 to 5805 code for a protein of 1934 amino acids.